CCCAAGUGAGCGCCGUUUCCAGAGCCUUGUCGCUAAUCCACUUGACUUCAUCAUCACCAUCCAUCAUGCACGCCAUCUCGCCUCAUCUUACAGAAACAGGAUAAUUUGUACUAAAAAUAUGCGCUCUAGACCAAAAGCCGUCGAGACAGGAUAUGUUUCUAAAGAAAGUGCCAAGAAGUACAAAUGCCCAUGUGGGAGCAGCAUGACGCGCAGCGACGCAUUAUUGCGUCAUAUCCGGAUAUGCUCGCAGGCAGAAGAGUUGAUGAAGACACGACCUCCAACAACGAGGCAGCGAACAAAGUCCGCCUGUGACAGAUGCGCCAUCUCAAGACACAAAUGCGAUAAAGGGAAUCCGUGCUUAAACUGUAGAAAGAGAUCCAUGGCGUGUUCCUACACUCGCGACGGCUACGAAGAUGCCUACCAAGCCUUUCGUCAACACGACAGCCCCGGAAAAGACGACUCAUCUCUACCAAUGUCACAGCUCCAGGAGGAUAUUAGCACAGCCACAGCCGAUAUCGAUCUGCUUCCCACCACAAGCGGGAGCAUCUUCGACACUAUCGACUGGGAUGCACUCAUCUCUUUCCCCGUUCUUGAUGGCCAGACGCUUCCGCCAGACCCCAUAGCCACUCAAACAGGCCAUGCCCCAAUAACAGAAACCAACGAGCCUGACACAAGUCGUUUUCACCACAUGAAUGAUGCGCCAUCUACAAAAUGUGUUGAGAUAGAAACAUAUAUUGCAAGCUUCCAUAGCGGCGUCGACCAAUCCGCAUUGAUCGAGCUCAUCACGCAAGAGACCCUCAACAGCUGCAUGACUGCGUACUUUGACCACUUUGAAUCUAUUCAAGCACUUAUACACCGGCCAACGUUCAAUAUUACCACUACACCACCACAACUUCUCACAGCGAUGAUGCUAGUAGGUGCAUGCUAUGCGCAUAAUGCUAUCCCUCCCGAAGCCAUCAUCCAAGGAGCAAUCCACGUCUUACUCUUGCUCCAGCACUCUGCACAUGAACGAGCAAUGACAAAACCCCCGCUGGCAUCUAUUCAAGCCAACAGCUUACUAUGUCAGAUUUUGCUUCUUACAAAAAGUCCCCAGGCGUACUCCUUCGCCAUGGUACAUCGAGCCCGCACUCUUUCUAUGGCAGAUAGAGCAGGUCUUUUUCAAAUUACCAAAGACGCUAAUUAUUACGAAUUUGAUAUCACAUCCUUUGACUGGCCAAGCUGGGCUGCCCGAGAGAUGCGCAAAAGGCUAUCCCACUACAUCUUCAUCGACAGCAUUGGCAAUAGCAUCUUUGCUAGAGCGGCAACUCAUGUCUCACCGUUCAACUACCCACUAUCCAGCCCCUGCUACAACGACUGCUGGACAGCAGGCACGGCCUCUGAAUGCUUACACUUUUUACAAGCGCGGCCGCAGAGCAUUAGCCUGACCACAUCAUUGAAGAUGCUUCGUUUAGCACCUCCGUCUAGUGCAUGGCUGUUUGAAGCCUCAGACGGAGGCAUGCUGCAGUCCAUCAUGGCUAUUCAUUCCAUGCUCGUCCGAACACUAGAACAGGAACUUGAAUCGGACAGCAUCAUCCCUGAAGCAGUUACAGCACCAAUGAUUUCCAAUCUUUUGCGCCAAAAUUUCCCGGGGGAGCAUGUCGCCAGUUCCGUAGACAAAUUCGUCUCGCAAUACGCAUCGAUGGCUAUUAUGCAAAUCAAUGCAACACUCGGUGCUUGGAGACGGAAUUGGGAUUCAAGAAAACAACUGGACUAUCAAAACGAUAUCCAGCGUGGAUUUGUACAUCCUCUUAACUUUUGGUACCUUGCAAAGCUAUUCAUAUUGCUCCAUCUAAGGCGCAGUCACCCUCCGGAAGAUGAAGGCAUGGCUUUGUUCUACCAGACUGAGGUCUCUCUGCAGAAUAAGCUCCAAACACAGGUACAGGUAAUUGCCUGGAUGGGGCGAUUACGGCAACUUGACGACAAGAAUCUCGCCUCAGCUGGUAGUUUCUUGUCUCAAGUGCUUAAUAGUUAAAACCAUCUAGUCACCGUCACUCGGCCUUGUGGAGUACAAUGGCUUACUAGGCAACAAUUGAUGCCUUUCCUGUCCGGGUAUAUUUUUCAUUCAUACCUAUUUAUCUAAUUGGCCGUCUCAAAACCAAAUAUGCAAAACAAUGUCGUUAUAUAGCAACACCUUGUUCACUGAGAUCCAUGUGCUACUGGCGCUGGCUGCUUCUGCAGUCCCAUAAUACAAGACCGGAGUAAAAGCGCGCAUGCUGAUGAAUGUCCCUGUAUCCCUAUUCCAUAUUGUACAGUAAUUUUGAUUGUGUGGCUUCAGCCAUUACUUGUGGCGACCCGAGGUGGAAACAUCCACCGUUCGGACGACCAUUAUAUUCUCCUUGCCGUUACUGCCAUCUCGGCUACUUGACGGGCUGUGGUUAGAGCGCUGAUCUUCAGCACUAUGAGAGCUGACUGUUGUUUGGUGGUGAUGUCCAUGGCAUCUCCCCUGUAUUACCAGCUCAAUCUCACUACCCCUCUCAGAGUGUACCAGUGUACUCUCGCCGUUGAGAGCAUCAACUGCGUGCUCCUGUUCGUCCAAUUUGUCCCACUGUGUGCCUCCAACAGUAUUGAGGAUGGUUUCAUCUCGACCUCGCGGUCUCCUCUUGCGUUCACUGCCAAUGGUGACGAUAUAUGGUGGCGUAUCGUGACUGGAACUUUGCGUUUUGCCCAACGCUAGGCGAAGAAGAGGAUAGCAGAGCGGCAGGUUACCAACAAACAUGGCUACGCCCAUCUCGGCGAUAUACCAGUACAAGAAGA
This is a messenger RNA of [Torrubiella] hemipterigena, 2793 nucleotides long. NCBI's taxonomy places the organism in Eukaryota, Fungi, Ascomycota, Sordariomycetes, Hypocreales, Clavicipitaceae. The record is from the annotation of a GenBank genome assembly.